This is a messenger RNA of Hevea brasiliensis (rubber tree), 5789 nucleotides long. RefSeq lists its product as uncharacterized. The record is from RefSeq and is a predicted model, not a curated record. The transcript is spliced from 11 exons. Lineage: Eukaryota; Viridiplantae; Streptophyta; Magnoliopsida; Malpighiales; Euphorbiaceae. Gene Ontology annotation, molecular function: protein binding. Gene Ontology annotation, cellular component: exosome (RNase complex); nucleus. The coding region runs from base 120 to 5408 and encodes 1762 amino acids.
UUUCUAUCUUUAGAUCUCACUGGCUACUGCUAACCGUCGAUUUUUCUAGGGAGAGAAAAACGGAAACCAAACAAGUAAACUAACGAUUCUUCUUCUAUUUUUGGAUAGAGAGAGAGAAAAUGGAGAACGCCACCGAUGAGCUCAAGAAUACCAAAUCCAUGUCCUCUAAUCCUGAAAACCCUAAUCCACCUCAGCGCCACACCAAAACCAGAGAAGAAGGCGAGCUCUCUUCUUCAACAGAAGGCGACGAAAAUCCUGUUUGUUCUGCUACACAGUCUGCUGGUUCAGUUAACCCGCCUGCACCUGCAGGGUCCAUUCCUAUUCCUUCAUUGAACAAAUUCACUGAAGGCAUUCAGGCUAGGAAGGCUACUUCUGGCACAAAUCCUGCAAAUUCUGUUGAUGUUCUGCCCCAUACAUCCAUACAACCAAAUAAAGAUAAGAGCUUUGAGAAGAGUCGGGUGCCAUUUAAAUCGGUUAAUCCUGGAUGGCAUGGGCCUCAGGGUGCCAAUACUAACCUAGUGAUAAGCUUCUCAGAUGAUGACACAGGAAGUGAAUCAGAAGAUCACAUGGCAGAAAAGGCUUUAGAAAUUAAACAGAACACGGCUGGGGUGGAUGGUACUCGAAGGCUGCCUUCUCUUUCAUCUGAAAAAUCAAGUAAAUUACAAAAGACUGCCAGAAAUGUAAACAAAGUAAUGCCCAAGAAAUUAUCUCUUAGUCGCACAUUUAUCUCAUCAACUGCAAAGAUUAAUGGUGGAGCACAUUCCAGAAGUGCUGGGCCUUCAUCAAUUGAUCAAGGAUCUCUAGUUAGAAAUUUUAAUACUAUGAACAGAAAAUUUACAAGCCCAGAGCAUAGUUUUGAUCAAGGUUUGGGUUUGAACAACACCAAACUUCGGGACUUGAGGCAGCAGAUUGCACUUCGAGAAAGAGAACUGAAGCUUAAGGCUAUCCAUCAGAAUAAAGAAUCUGCUUCAGUUUCAGGCAGGGAUUACACAGUUGUGAACCUAGGUGCUGAUACAGUCAGGAAAUCUAAUGCAAUCUUGGUUGAUGUUAGACAGCGAGAGCCAAAAGAGUCAGAUAGGAAACGCUUAAAAGUCAGUGGAUCUUAUUCUACCCAGUUAGCAUCAGACAGGAGACAAGAAAUAACUGCGGUAAAAUCCAUUAUACCAUUGAAAGAGCAUGCAUUAUUGAACAGUGCUUUGCCGGACAGGAAUAUGGUUGAUCAUAGCCAAAAAGAAAGUCCCUCAAGAAGGGCGGAGUCAAGUGAUGUUAAAUGGCAAAAACAAGAUGAUAAGCGGGUGGAUAUUUCAUCAGAGAAUAUACCUAGUGAGUUGAAAGAAGGGGUUAACAUCAAUAGUAAUUGUGCUCAGACUGACAGGAGCAUUAUGCAGGUUGAUCCCUGUGCCUUGUUGGACCAAACAGCAACUGUAACAAAUGUGAACUCAAUUGCAUUGCCAAAGAAGACGAACAGUAUUGAGUUGAAUCAUCCGGUUAAUAUUGGUGGACAUUGGCCACCACUUUCUCUCUUAAAGACAUCGACUAGUGAACAGCAUCUAAUGAAUGGUUGUGAGUAUCGUGAAGGUGUAUCCAAUGACAGGACGGUUCAAUCAUCAUUGAACAAUAUUUCUCAGGCAUCUUUGAACGAUAUAGGCCUUUGGAAUUAUUUAGGUGCUCCAAAUGUCUCGGAACAUAGCAACAUAGAUAUGCAUUCAUUGGUUGAAAUGGAGGAAUCACUGGACAAGGAGCUGGAAGAAGCACAAGAGCAUAGGCGCAUAUGUGAAAUUGAAGAAAGAAAUGCUCUUAAAGCUUAUCGAAAAGCCCAAAGGGCUUUGGUUGAGGCUAAUGCUAGAUGUACUGAACUUUAUCAUAAAAGGGAACUUUACUCGGCUCAAUUUCGAUCUUUCAUUUUGAAUGAUUCCAGUUUGUUAUGGUCCACAAGGAAGCCUGAGCAUGUUGGAAUUGGGUUGAACCAUAUGGAUAACACGUCUAGAAAUCUAGAACUAAUGCCACCAUCAAGCCAUUCUAGGAGGCCUGAGUAUGAUGGUCAUAACCAACCAGGUUAUGAUUCAAACAUCCAAUGCGCCAAUGGUGGCCCCUUGAAGAUGUCCUAUAGGCAUGUCAAUGGGCAAAAUAUGGGGUCUGAACCAUGCAGUGAACCAGAUGCAAGUACAUCAGAGCCAUUGCAUCUUAACAGGGAAAAUGCUGCAAAUGCAGUAAGCUCUCCAUCAAAUGAUCCUGAUAUUUCAGCAGAUGAAGAUGAGGAGACAUCUCCAUUAGGUCAAGCAACUGUGCAACCCACUUCCACUGAGCAAAGAGAACAAAAUUCCGUGGGAAGGCAAAAGAACACUAAUCAUUCUAACAAAAAUUUGUCCAUUGGUGGCUCUCAGGAUUCUUUAAUUCUUGAGGCAACAUUAAGGUCUGAACUAUUUGCGCGGCUAGGAAGGAGAAUUUUCCCAAAGAAUAGUGGUUUAUCGAACCCUGAGUCUGCAGAUGAGCUGGGGGCUGAAAAUGACAAUGGAAGUGAAAGAACUCAGACAAGCAAUGGCAGUGUUCCAUUAUUAGAGGCAGAAAGAAAUCAGGAAUUUGAUCUUGGAGGUAAUGAUCAGCGUGAGAGAGAUGUUUUUGGGUCUACUGUUCAAAUCCAGAAGCACAAAAAGAAGCGUAAUGAAUAUUCUGUUAGAGGUCAUCAGUUGGCAGCCGUCUUAUUUUCACCUACUUUGAUUUUAAGGAGUGCAUUUUAUCAUAUGAAAGUUGAGUCUCCAUUUAAUUCAUUAGUUUUACAAAGUAGGAAAAAUCAACAAGGUGACACCUAUGAUGUUUACAAUGGGGCUGGUGGUUGCAUCAAUGCUGGGGAUAUCCAGCAAAGCAUUCUCAUAGCAAAACCAGUGGAGGAUAGUUUUGGGAAUAUAUUUGAAAAUGGAAUUGGAUCUUUUACCUGUGAUCUUGCAGUUGAUCCAUUUUGGCCACUCUGCAUGUAUGACCUCCGUGGUAAAUGCAAUAAUGAUCAAUGUCCUUGGCAGCAUGUUAGGGACUUCUCCAAUGAGAACGCGGGCCAACAUCAGCAUGAUGGUUCUGAUAGUGCUGACUGUCAGGUUGGAUUGACAUUACAGAAAAGAAAACGUAAUGGUGCCGCAGGACUUGCCAAGUGUCUUAGUUUUUUGACUCCACCAACUUAUCUAGUUGGCUUAGAUGUUUUGAAAGCUGAUCCGCAUUCAUACGAGUCUGUUGUUGCACGGAGACAUGGACAAUGCUGGAAGAAAUGCUUCAGUAUCUGCUUAGCAUUAUCAAAUUUAUUUCAAAUAGACUUGCCUGCUGAUGAGCCCUUUUUGCAUAGCAAUGAUGGUCGUAUUGAGGUCAAUGGGAGUUGGGACAAGCCAUCAUCAUACUUUCGGAGUAGAAACAGCAUAGUGAACCAUCUGAACCAAAUGCUACCCGGUGAUGUGCAAUCCCUUGAGAAGGCCCUCCUUAUUCUCAAUCAGGAGGUUAAUAAACUAGAGGGUAUGAAAAAGGCUCUUUCUAUACUUUCACGAGCUAUUGAGGCUGAUCCAAAAUCUGAAAUUCUGUGGAUAACUUACCUGCUUAUUUAUUACGGCAACAUCAAAUCCAUUGCGAAGGAGGACAUGUUCUCCUAUGCGGUCAAACACAAUGACAGGUCCUAUGGACUUUGGCUUAUGUAUAUCAACAGUCGUAUGCAUCUUGUUGAUCGGUUAUCUGCAUAUGAUGCUGCCCUCACAGCACUCUGCCACCACGCAUCUGCUCGUGAAAGCGAUGAAAUGUAUGCUAGCGCAUGCAUCUUAGACAUUUUUUUGCAGAUGAUGGAUUGUUUGUGCAUGUCUGGGAAUGUUGAGAAGGCAAUUCAGAAAAUCUGUGGAUUCUUUCCUGUGGCUUCUAAUUCAGAUCAGCAACCUCAUUCUUUGUUGCUUUCUGAUAUCCUUGCAUGCUUAAAAAUUUCUGACAAAUAUAUGUUCUGGGUUUGUUGUGUGUACUUAGUUAUUUACAGGACAUUGCCUGAGGCUGUUGUACAAAAAUUUGAAUGUGACAAAGAACUCCUUGCAAUUGAAUGGCCUUGUACUCACUUGCUGGAUGAGGAGAAGCUGAGGGCCAUUAAACUGGUAGAAAUGGCAGUGGAUUCUGUUAAAUUAUCUGUUGAUACUGGAUCACUUGCAAGCGAGGCUGAUCUUACAUCAGCGCAACAUUUUGGUCUCUGCCAUAUUAGAUGUAUGGUGGCACUUGGUGGCUUAGAAUGCUGUGGGAGUUUGUUGGAUGAAUAUACGAAGUUGUACCCAUUCUGCUUAGAAUUAGUUCUUAUAUCAGCAAGGUUACAGAUGAAUGACUUCGAGAAUUUUGAGGGUUUUGAGGAAGCCAUUAGGAGCUGGCCAAAGGAAACGCCUGGAAUUCAUUGCAUCUGGAAUCAAUAUAUUGAAUGUGCCCUCCGAAAGGGAGAUGUUGGAUUUGUGAAAGAGCUUAUUGUCCGUUGCUUCAACUCCUCUUCAGAAGUUCAAUAUCAUCAACAAGAAAAGCUGGAUGUUACACAUACAAAUAGCUCAGAUCAGUUAUCAAGAUUAGCCUCAGCAUCCAAUCCAGAGUUUUUGACAUCCAAUUCUAACCGGAUGGAUAUGACAUUUGGAUAUCUUAAUUACUCUCUUGCUAAAUUGUUGCAUAAUGAUCAUAUUGAGGCCCGCAAUGCCAUUGAUAAAGCAUUCAAGGCUGCAGCUCCACCAAUCUUCAAGCAUUGCUUGAGAGAACAUGCCAACUUCUUGCUUAACUAUGAGUUACAGCUAAAGGAGGAUGCUUUUAUUAGUGAGCAACUGAAUGUAUUGAAUGGUUAUUUGGAUGAUGCCCGGGCUCUUCCUGUGUCUGAGCCGUUAUCAAGACGAUUCAUAAAUAAAAUUGAGAAGCCAAGAGUUCGGCAGCUAAUUAGUAACUUGUUGAGUCCAGUUUCAUGUGAUUUUUCUCUAGUUAACAUAGUUCUUGAAGUUUGGCAUGGGCCCUCUCUUGUACCCCAAAAAUUUAGCCAGCCACAGGAACUGGUUGAUUUUGUGGAAGCCAUCUUGGAGAUUGUGCCAUCUAACUAUCAAUUAGCAUUUUCUGCUUGUAAGCUGUUGAGCAGAGGUGAGCAUUUUAGUGAAGUAUCUUCUGGCAGUAUGUUGUAUUGGGCAAGCUCAACCUUGGUCAGUGCAAUCUUUCAUGCUAUCCCAAUAGCACCAGAGUAUGUAUGGGUUAAUGCUGCAGGUAUUUUGGAAGGAAUUGAGGGUACUGAGUUAAUUUCUGAGAGAUUUUACAGGAGAGCUUUAUCCGCUUAUCCAUUGUCCAUUAAGCUGUGGAAUUGCUAUUAUAACUUAUCCAAGAUUAGAGGAGAUGCUAAUUCCAUCGUAGAAGCUGCAAGAGAAAAAGGCAUUGAACUUGGUUGAUAUUUUCUGAAAGAUAAAGAGUCAGUUUGGUAGAAUCACCUUUUGCCCAAAAUAUAGGGAAGGCCUCAAUCUGAAUGGAUGAUGCAUUGGAUUUGUUAAAUCCUUGGCAAGUUAGAUAUUGAGCACACAAUUGAACAUUAAGAUUUUUUGAGAUUGAAACUAGGUACCACAGAAAUUCACAGGAUAGGAACAUGAUGGAUCAGGUUUCAGCUUUUGCUAGGUGAAGGGGGUUGCUUAAGGUGAGAUUUUGCCCCUCCUGUACAGCCUCAUCAUUUCUUGACUAUAUUUCUUACAAUACUAGUUACUUGUAAUUACUGGAAUUUUUUAGUAAAUGUUAAUUGUUUUAAUUAAAUGAAUACAAGUUACAUCAAGUUUCUGUUC